Pteronotus mesoamericanus is the source of this 2116-nucleotide messenger RNA. It is a transcript of the gene LAMP1, whose product is annotated as lysosomal associated membrane protein 1. Gene Ontology annotation, cellular component: late endosome membrane; plasma membrane; lysosomal membrane. The coding region runs from base 177 to 1472 and encodes 431 amino acids. Gene Ontology annotation, biological process: establishment of protein localization to organelle. The transcript is spliced from 9 exons. NCBI's taxonomy places the organism in Eukaryota, Metazoa, Chordata, Mammalia, Chiroptera, Mormoopidae. The record is from RefSeq and is a predicted model, not a curated record.
GCCGCUGGGGUCUCUUUCCUGCAGCGGGCGCCACAGUGACUGGGCCUCUUGACCGCGGGACCUGCUGCCCUCCCACCGGCCCCCAGCCCGGCCCCCAGUCCGUCCCCCAGCGCACGCCGUCCGGCAGGCCAACCACCCGAUCUCGCCCGGUCCCCGCUCCGGUGGCCCUGGUGCCCAUGGCGGCCCUCGGUGGCGCCUGGCGGCAGCCGCUGCUCCUACUGUUAUUCGCAGGCCUCGCGCAUGGUGCAUCAGCAGUGUUUGUGGUGAGAGAUGACAGCGGGACAGCUUGUAUAAUGGCCAACUUCUCUGCUGACUUCUUGACUAAUUAUGACACCAAGAGUGGUCCUAAGAAUGCGACCUUCAGCCUGCCACUUAAUGCAAAAGUAUUAAAUAGCAGCUCCUGUGGUAAAGAGAAUGCUUCUAACCCCAGUCUCAUGAUUGCUUUUGGAAAAGGACAUAAACUGACCCUCAGUUUCACAAGAAAUGCAACACGUUACAGUGUCCAAAUGAUGAGUUUUGUUUAUAACUUGUCAGACACAGAAAUUUUCCCCAAUGCAAGCUCUAAGGACAUCAAGACGGCAGACUCCAUGACUGACAUCAUGGCAGACAUAAAUAAAAAAUACAUAUGUGUGAGCAGCAACCAGAUCCACAUGAAUAAUGUUACUGUCACGUUCAGUAACACCAUUAUCCAGGCAUACCUUUCAAACGACAGCUUCAGCAAAGAAGAGACACGCUGUAAGCAAGAUGAAACUCCCAAGACAACUCCUCACCCCUCACCACCCCCUACCCACACGUCACCACCUCACCCCUCGCCACCCCCUACCCACCCAUCACCUCCUCACCCUUCGCCUUCCCCCGUGCCUGAGAGCCCUUCUGUACACAACUACAACGUGAGCGGCACCAACGGAACCUGUCUGCUGGCCAGGAUGGGGCUGCAGCUGAACGUCACCUAUGAGAAGGACAACAUGACUGUGACAGGACUAUUCAAUGUCAACCCAAACAAGACCCAUGUCAGUGGGAGCUGCACACCCCAGCUGGUGACCCUGGAGCUCCACAGUGAGGGCAUUAAGUCCCUGCUCUUCCACUUUGGAAUGAAUGCAAGUUCUAGCCGGUAUUUCCUGCAAGGAAUUGAGUUGGACAUGAACCUUCCCGAUACCAAAGGCCUCACCUUUAAGGCCAGCAACAACUCACUGAGAGAGCUUCAGGCCACGAUGGGGAAUUCCUACAAGUGUAACGCGGAGGAGCACAUUUGGGUCACAAAGGCCUUUUCUGUCAACGUCUUUGAAGUGUGGGUCCAGGCUUUCCAGGUAGAAGGCAAUAAGUUUGGAUCUGUGGAAGAGUGUCAGCUGGAUGAGAAUAACAUGCUGAUCCCCAUCGCCGUGGGUGGUGCCCUGGCAGGACUGGUCCUCGUCGUCCUCAUCGCCUACCUCAUCGGCAGGAAGAGGAGCCAUGCCGGCUACCAGACGAUUUAGCACAGCCACAGACCAGCGGGAGCUGCAGGGCCGCGGUUCAUUUCCCUGAGCUUAGAUUGAUGUUGAGAGAGGCACACUUUAUUGCAAACUGAUUUUCAGAUCUGCUUUAUCCAAUGUGAAGUUCAUCUUGCAACAUUUACUAUGCACAAAAGAGUAACUAUUGCAAUGACGGUGUUAAUUUUGCUAAUGGGGUUAAAUAUUUUGCUAACUGGUUAAAUGUUAAUAUUUACCAAAGUAGAACUUGGAGGCGGGGGGGAGGGUAAGAGUGCUUUUCUGAACGGGCACUGGCUCCACUAUCAUUUGGCUUUUUAAGGUUCUGGUGUUUGGUCUCUUUAUUCUUGACUCAGAUGUAAGUCUUACAAAGGGAGGUUCUCUGGUCUUAACACUUAAAACUGAUGAAGGCUGGCUAACUGUUAGACUGACAGCAUUAAUGCAUUAGUAGAGAAACUUUUAAAACAGGAGUACUUCUAAAGAUGAAACUCUGGCAGGCUUAAAUUAAGCUUUAGAAGCUGGGACAGGCCUGGCCGCACAGGCCGCAGAGCUGCACACACGUGAGCAAGUGUUGAAGCGGUUGGUCUUUCCAUGCUCUGCCACUCAAGAGCUGGCACUUUUUUAAAUAGAAAAAGGGGUGUUGUUUUUAUUUA